This is a messenger RNA of Rubroshorea leprosula, 1501 nucleotides long. The record is from the annotation of a GenBank genome assembly. Lineage: Eukaryota; Viridiplantae; Streptophyta; Magnoliopsida; Malvales; Dipterocarpaceae.
UCAAAUGCACUCUUAGUCUAUAUUUUAUAAAAUUACACACAACUAACUAUUAAAUUAAAAAAAUUUAUAAGCAAUUUUUUCCUAAUCUAGUAAUUCGUUUUUAAUUUUAAUUCAAUACAAUCUGAAACGUAAAAAUGAGGCAUUUGGUCUUUGGUUCUAGAACCGUGGUAUGAGUGCUUGAUCUGCCUUUACUAUUGAAAUUUGGAGAAACGGAUCCCAAUGGCCGGCACUGUAUCUUUCAACCCAGCAUUAGAUGCUGUUGUCUCUGAGGACAACAGAACGGUGUCUUUUAGGAGGAGAACAAUGAAUUCCUCCAGUAAAUCCAGGUAUUCUUUGAAUAGAAGAGGUAGGAGAAGCAAUAAAGUGAUGUCUCUGGAAAUAGAAGAUGAGCAUGAUGAUGAGGAGGUGCAGGUUGUUGAGGCAUUGCGUCAGGCACUUAUAUCAGAGGAACUAUUGCCAGAAAAGCAUGAUGAUUACCAUAUGUUGCUUAGAUUUUUGAGGGCUAGGAAAUUUGAGAUUGAUAAAACAAAACAAAUGUGGUCUGAUAUACUCCAGUGGAGGAAAGAAUUUGGUGCUGACACAAUAAUGGAGCCCCACGGACACCAUGGAGUAGAUAAAGAAGGGCGACCUGUGUACAUUGAGAGGCUAGGUGGAGUAGAUUCCACAAAGCUCAUGCAAGUAACAACCAUGGACCGUUUUAUCAGAUACCAUGUAAAGGAGUUUGAGAGGACCUUUUCUGAUAAGUUUCCAGCUUGUUCAAUUGCAGCAAGGAGGCAAAUUGAUCAAAGUACAACCAUCUUGGAUGUGCAAGGAGUGGGUCUUAAAAACUUUAACAAAGCUGCAAGGGAACUUAUAACUCGUCUUCAGAAGAUAGAUGGUGAUAAUUAUCCUGAGACUUUGAACUGCAUGUUCAUCAUCAAUGCAGGUUCCGGAUUUAGAAUGUUGUGGAACACUGUUAAGAGUUUCCUUGAUCCUAAGACCACAGCCAAGAUCCAUGUGCUUAGCAAUAAGUUCCAGCCCAAGUUGCUCGAAAUAAUUGAUGCUAGUGAGUUACCAGACUUUUUGGGAGGUACUUGUACUUGUGCUGAGCAUGGAGGCUGCAUGCUUUCUGAUAAGGGCCCAUGGAAGGACCUAGAGAUCAUGAAGACUGAAAGCGCUGUAGAGAAGACAAUUUCUGUGGCUGAUGUUGUCUACUCAAAGCCCACUGAGGCUUGUGACUCUCCUGACAUUGUAAUUCCAGCAGUAGAAAUCCUGCGAUCUAUCUCCUCUAAACUUUCAAGGAAACAUAUAGAGCAUCCAGGAUUGUCUCCUGUUCAUGAAAACGUAAGAAUACCAGACUUGUUACUCCUCCUUCUUCUUAGAGGUUUCAGGUAAAGCACUAAGAUUAGCCAAAUCUAUCUAGAUAUAGAAUCCAAUUUAGUGGCGCCAUAAUUUACCUGCGAGUUGAAUAACCAGCUUAUUAUAGUUGUAACUUAUAUAAGCAUAAAUGAUAUGUUGGUCG